AUGUCUCAUCUGUAUCCUCGUUAUGACACUCUUCAGAAGACCUUCCCUCGCCAACCUCAGGACGGCCUGAAGGCUCGGGGUAGCAAGGCAACUCCAUACCAAGCCCGCAUGGACUUGUAUUCGGCCUACUCAACCAUCGAGGACAAGGCCAAGAAGCUCAGCGCCGAAGCCACGGCCGAGUUCAACAAGGCCAGCUCUGCCGCCCAGGCCAAGACGGGCAAGAUCGAGCUGUACUCCGGGAAGUACUACGCCGCAUGCACCUUUGGAGGCUUGCUGGCUUGUGGCCUGACGCACACGGCUGUCACUCCUCUUGACGUUGUCAAAACUCGUCGCCAAGUCGAUAGCAAGCUAUAUACAGGAAAUUUCCAGGCCUGGGGCAAGAUCUACCGAACCGAAGGCGUCCGCGGGAUCUUCACGGGUUGGUCUCCGACCUUUUUCGGCUAUUCAGCCCAAGGCGCUUUUAAAUAUGGUUGGUAUGAGUAUUUCAAGCAGACAUACGCGGAAAUCGCCGGUCCGGAGAACGCAUACAAGUACAAAACCAGUCUCUACUUAGCCGCCUCGGCAUCUGCGGAGUUCCUGGCUGAUAUAGCACUCUGCCCGUUCGAAUCUGUCAAGGUCCGCAUGCAGGCAACGAUCCCGCCCCCUUACUCCGGCACCUUCGACGGCAUCAGCAAGAUCACUGCGAAGGAGGGAUGGGGUGGACUGUACAAGGGCCUCUACCCGCUCUGGGCCCGGCAGAUCCCGUACACGAUGAUGAAGUUUGCCUCAUUCGAGACCAUUGUUGAAAUGAUCUACGCCCGCCUGCCCGGAUCCAAGAAUGACUAUAGCAAGGCUGCGCAGACCGGUGUUUCCUUCACUGGUGGCUACCUGGCCGGUAUUCUCUGUGCUGUCGUCUCACACCCAGCGGAUGUAAUGGUUUCCAAACUCAACGCGUACCGCGAGCCUGGCGAGGCCUUCGGAACGGUCUUGUCGAGGAUAUACAAGGACAUCGGCUUCAGGGGGCUGUGGAAUGGCCUGCCAAUGCGAAUUGUGAUGAUCGGAACCUUGACUGGCCUCCAGUGGAUGAUAUACGACUAUUUCAAGAUCUUCAUGGGCUUGCCCACAACUGGUGGAGCGCCGCCGCCGGAGAAGAAGUGA
Molecule: messenger RNA, 1137 nt
Organism: Diaporthe citri
Lineage: Eukaryota; Fungi; Ascomycota; Sordariomycetes; Diaporthales; Diaporthaceae
Exons: 4
Coding region: 1-1137 (378 amino acids)
Biological process (GO): mitochondrial phosphate ion transmembrane transport
Cellular component (GO): mitochondrial inner membrane
Molecular function (GO): phosphate transmembrane transporter activity
Source: RefSeq, a predicted model, not a curated record